AUGCACUACGAGUCGUCCAGCGUUGGUGAAGAUAAAAGUCGCAUUAAGCAUAUGAGUCGUUCACGUACUCGUCGACACAAAAUGAAUAAUCAUCAAACUGGUCAGUAUGCUAAUAGAAGCAUUCCUAGAAGAGGGAAAUCCCCAUAUGAUCUGAACGCACAGACAUCAUCGCAAUCGGACGAACAAAGCUCAACCGUGAGCUCGAGCUCUUCGUCUUCUUUUAAAUUCCCUCCAAGCUCUGAAUCAAAAUCCUCAAGUUCAACAUCACCAUCGUCAAAAUCAUCCUUGACUCCAAAUGAACAAAAUGUGGAAAAUAAUGCCAAGGCAACUUGGGUGCAAAGUUCUGCAAAACAGAAAUCUCUUACUUGCAGCAAACCAAAACCUGUUUUAAUUAUCUCCAAUGAAUUAUUACGUUCGUCGACACAGAUUGACGGAACAUCGAACUGUGCAGGAGAAACUGAUGACCAGGGAAGUAUCGAUUCUGAUAUAAUCCUUAGCAUCAGAAACUCAACUUCUCUAAUUGAACUCAAAGACAAUUGCAAUACGAUUGUGGACGAAGAUCAGAAUCAAGAAAAUAAUGAAGGGGGACCAGUUUCUAGUUCAAAUUUUGGCUGUCAAUCCGAAGAAAGUAUCGCAGUUCUUACGUCCAAGGGCGAGUUGCCUACACAAAUAUAUUGUCAUAGCUUGAACGAAGUUGGAAGUGGAGAAAGUAAGGAGAUGGAACUAGAACUUCGCUCGAGGCAAUAUUAUUCUUCGACCCCGAAAAUUGGGGGUCGAAAAAUGAUAAUAGAAAAUCAACACUAUGGAGAAAAUAAAGACACGGAAAAAGAAUUGAGCGCAUUGCAAUAUUCAUCAAUUUUGCCGUCACAAUCUAAAACUGAGACUGAGAUCUUAAAGCCUGCGUCCAUUUCUGUGCCAUUAGUGCCAUUCAGUGCCAACUUUGACGAAUGCCCAAACUGGAAUUCAGAGUGUAAAUCAAAUGGAGGCAAUCGUAGCCAGGACACAAUUUUGCCUGACUUGCCAUAUAGCACAGAUCCAAUGGAAUCCAAUGCCUUGGUGUAUUCCUCUUCUGAGAGUCUCGAUAUAAUGUGCGUUGUCGAUAAUAAUCCAGAGAAUCAUCAGCUCGCUGGAAGAGGAAAUGCUGAUAAGGAUUCGCCUGAUAAGGAGUUGUACUCCAACAGAAGGAUGCAAACUUCACAAGUUCUUGAUACGUCACAUUCUGUAGAAGACGAACAACGUAAAAUGUUUGAAAAAGAGGUAGCAGUUAAGUUUCAGUCCACCAUACCAGCUGAUAAUUGUGGACUUCUUAAUGGUCCAACGCGUUUUCUGAAGAUGCCUUAUUUCAUACCCGUGGAGUCCAAAGCAUACGAGCCUCAAAACCUCGAGAAUCGCAUGACUAAAGAUGAUUUAAAGGACGACCAGGCGCGCGUGGAUUUCAUAAAUCGCCUAAAGGCAACCGUAAGGUGGCGAGAGGACGAAAACAAGAUCAAGGAGUCGAACUCGAAGAUUGUUCGCUGGUCCGAUGGCAGCGAAACCUUCCAUGUGGGCGACGAGGUCUUCGAUGUGAUGCAUCACCCGGUGAACGACAGCCAGAACCAUUUUUAUGUUCGCCUGGCCAGCUGCUACCAGCACAAGGGAUCUAUCAAGGAUAAGAUGACUCUGCGUCCCAUGCUGGACUCCAGUUUCGGGCAGAGUCAUGUCCAGGGCUUGCGUAAUCGAGCCACCAACAAGCCGCAAACGGGCUGCGUUAAGGUGAUAAUGGACAUGGACUCUAAUCCCGAGCAGGAUCAAGAGCAGCUCAAAAAGCAGGAAUUGGCCAAGCUGCGCCAGGAGCAGCGUGAGAGCCGCCGCGCCAUGAUCAACAAUCGGCAUUUGAAACGUGGCAAGCCCACAAAAGGCUCCGACUGCAACGUGGCCAAAACUCCAGGGACAUCCCAAGAGGACGAUUAUGAUGCGGCGGAAGGGGAGGCAAGCUUUGAGGAGGAAGAUAUGGUGGAAUCAAUGGACCUAGAGGAAGCUGACGACGAUGGCAUGGACGACGGACCUUCUUGCAGCAAGUUGAAGUCCAAGGAGGAAAAUGAAUCCAUUUCCGAGGACGAUUUCCCGAUCGGCGGUGCUAUCCGCAAGCCCAGGCGGUUGGUAUACUUCGACUACUCGGACUAA
Drosophila erecta is the source of this 2163-nucleotide messenger RNA. Its product is annotated as another transcription unit protein. The record is from RefSeq and is a predicted model, not a curated record. Gene Ontology annotation, molecular function: RNA polymerase II C-terminal domain phosphoserine binding. Gene Ontology annotation, biological process: transcription elongation by RNA polymerase II; positive regulation of transcription elongation by RNA polymerase II. Lineage: Eukaryota; Metazoa; Arthropoda; Insecta; Diptera; Drosophilidae. Bases 1 to 2163 code for a protein of 720 amino acids. Gene Ontology annotation, cellular component: Cdc73/Paf1 complex; nucleus. The transcript has a single exon.